Messenger RNA from Yarrowia lipolytica CLIB122, 1611 nucleotides. RefSeq lists its product as uncharacterized. NCBI's taxonomy places the organism in Eukaryota, Fungi, Ascomycota, Dipodascomycetes, Dipodascales. Gene Ontology annotation, biological process: SRP-dependent cotranslational protein targeting to membrane, translocation; SRP-dependent cotranslational protein targeting to membrane. Gene Ontology annotation, cellular component: signal recognition particle, endoplasmic reticulum targeting; cytosol. Gene Ontology annotation, molecular function: 7S RNA binding; GTP binding; GTPase activity. The record is from RefSeq and is a predicted model, not a curated record.
AUGGUUCUUGAAGACCUCGGAAAACGAAUCAACGGCGCGUUUGCCAACCUGUCGAAGGGCGGCGAUAUUGACGAGGCGCUGGAUGCGAUGCUCAAGGAGGUAUGUUCGGCUCUUCUAGAGUCCGAUGUGAACAUCAAGCUGGUUUCACAGCUUCGACAAAAGGUCAAGAACAGUGUUAAGGCGACGCCCAACGGUGCCUCCAAGAAGAAGGUGAUCCAAAAGGCGUUGUUUGACGAGCUGGUCAAUCUGGUUGGGGUGGACGAGAGCGCUGCUUCUGCCGCCAAGUUCAAGCCGCAGAAGGGCAAGUCCAAUGUGGUCAUGUUUGUGGGUCUGCAGGGAUCCGGAAAGACCACGUCAUGUACCAAGCUGGCUGUCUACUACCAGCGGCGAGGCUUCAAGGUGGGAUUGGUGUGUGCCGAUACCUUCCGAGCUGGAGCGUUUGACCAGCUCAAACAGAACGCCACCAAGGCCAAGAUCCCCUUCUUUGGCUCGUACACAGAAACAGACCCCGUGGCGGUGGCAGCCGAGGGAGUAGCCAAGUUCAAGAAGGAGAAGUUUGAAAUCAUCAUCGUCGACACCUCCGGACGACAUCGACAGGAAAGCGAACUGUUUACGGAAAUGGUGGAUAUUGGCGCUGCUGUGAAACCGGACUCGACAAUCAUGGUGCUCGACGCCUCCAUUGGCCAGGCCGCCGAGCCCCAGUCACGUGCCUUCAAGGACGCCUCCGACUUUGGUUCCAUCAUCCUCACCAAGAUGGACGGACACGCCAAGGGUGGAGGAGCUAUUUCUGCGGUGGCAGCCACAAACACCCCCAUCAUUUUCAUUGGUACCGGAGAGCACAUUCACGAUCUCGAGGCGUUUUCGCCCAAGCAGUUCAUUUCCAAGCUGCUCGGUAUCGGCGACCUCCAAGGUCUCAUGGAGACGAUGCAGAGUCUGAAUCUCGACCAGAAGAAAACCAUGGAGCACAUUCAGGAGGGUAUUUUCACACUGGCGGAUCUCAGAGACCAGAUGGGCAACAUGCUCAAGAUGGGAUCGUUGUCCUCCAUUGCUGGCAUGAUUCCGGGACUCUCGGGCAUGGCGUCUUCCAUUUCCGACGAAGAGGGUACCCGUCGAAUCAAGCGAAUGAUCUACAUUCUCGACUCUAUGAACCAGAAGGAGCUGGAUUCGGAUGGAUCCAUUUUCAAGGAGGUGCCUUCUCGUAUCACACGAGUUGCCCGGGGCUCGGGAACCUCCAUCCGGGAAGUCGAGGAGGUGCUUCAGCAGCAGAAGAUGAUGGCCUCCAUGGCGUCGCGAAUGGGCGGCAAGAACGGCAUGAUGUCACGAAUGCAGAACGCCCAGAACAACCCUGCCCAGAUGGCUGCAGCUCAAAGACGGGCCCAGCAGAUGAUGGGCGGAGGAGCCGGAGGAAUGCCCGGCAUGGGAGGAAUGCCUGGAAUGGGCGGUAUGCCCGGAAUGGGUGGAAUGCCCGGUAUGGGAGGUGGUAUGCCUGACAUGAGUGCUCUGCAGGGCAUGUUCCCUGGAGGAAUGCCUGACAUGGGCCAGAUGAUGAACAUGGUACAGAACAAUCCUCAGAUGAAGGCCAUGGCGAGAAGUAUGGGUCUCGGCAUCUAA